CAUUGGUCGUGCUGUCACAACCUGUUUUUUCGCAUUUCCAACAACUGUCUCGAUAUUUCGUUUGGUCCACAGGUAGCUGGAUGUCUUGCUCAGGAUCUAGGAUUAGAUGACUUAGAUAAUCUGGAAGAUGACGGAGGAGUGGAAGACUUGAAGGAAAAACCACUUGGUAAAUGCCCUUCCGUCCUAACCCCGCCCCACGCGGUGAUGGUCUCUGGAGACAAGGACACCGGCAUCGCUUCCGUGGUGAAGAUGAAAUGUGGUCGAGGUUAUGAGAAGGUCGGAGGCAGCACACGUAGGGUAUGUCAAGUAACACUUACUUGGACCGGCAAGGAUAUCGUUUGUAAAGCUCUUGAAUGUUCGAAACUGGUGAUCAAGAAUGCGGUGGCGAACACGACAUCCCGGACAUUUGGGACGGUGGUCGGAUUCUCCUGUAACCAUGGUACAUCGAGAACAACGCGAGAUCUGGGAAACGCCACGAGGAGGUGCAUGGCCAACCAGACGUGGAGUGGAAGCGACAUUACCUGUCUCCCACCUCAAUGCCCGGAGCUCCCGAGCUCGACCAUUGCGAACACAAGCGAUAGGUCUAUAGGAGUGGUGGUGAAACUGAGCUGUGCCCGUGGGAUGAUCAACGCCACUGGAGACCAACAGAUCACAUGCAGUCAAGACCAGAAAUGGAAGGGGAAGAUAUUGAUAUGCAAAAAGGCAAUGUGUAAACCGUUGACACCAGUGCCACACAGCACAAAAAAUAAACAAGAGCGCAAGGUUGGUGCCAUAGUCAAGCUAACUUGUAAGAAAGGUUACAAGGGGGAAGGCAAUGCUUACGUCUUCUGUAACAAGAAGCGGCAAUGGACCAAGCUAAGGUUGAAUUGCACCAAAAUCGCCGAUAAGAAAUUGAGGAAUCAUAGGACUAAAGAGAAACGGAAGAAGAAGAAUGUUUGCAAGCGUCUUUCUCCAUACGAAUGUAGAAAGCAAGGGGCAUUGAAAUGGACCAGAACAAUCGAAGGCGAAACCGUCAUCAUAAUGAAAUGUAUGGACGGCUGGGUAAAACUGUCCGGGCAGGAGAAGCGUGUCUGUCGGAAAGUCGGGAGACAAGUGACAUGGACGGAGGCUCCGCUGCGAUGCAAACCAGGAGCCGAUGUAGCAGAUGGAAAGCCCACCUACCAGAGAUCUACAUUGGGACCUUAUAAAUAUUCCGCAAAUCAUGCGUAUUAUAACACCUGCUUUCUCACAGAUAGGUCGGAAGCGCCCUGGUGGUUCGUCGAUUUGAAGGUCGAAUAUCCAAUUGCAUCAAUCAUGAUGGUGAAAACUCGGGGCCUCUACUAUAAACUGGCGAGGAAUCUUAAGGACUUCACAAUAUCCGUCACAAAUGCGAAACCAGGGACAGGUACCUACAAGGCGAACAAGGAAGAGACCUGUCUCCACGUUCCCAGGGCCAAGAAGCGCACUGUUGUCGUAUACAAAUGCAAAUCUGUUAAGGUCGGGCGAUACGUCGUCAUUUCCAUGACGAAGAAAAAACAAUUUGUGCUCUCAAGCAUCGCCACGUUAAAACAAGCGUCACAGAGUAGUACGUACGAGAAUUACAGCGCAAGGCUUGCUGUUGAUGGUGACAUCUCAGCCGACGCGAAAUCGAACACUUGCAGUAUAACCAAUUACCAAAAUAAUCCCUGGUGGGUUGUGGACUUGAAGAUCAGCACGACUGUGUCCAGAGUGAUCCUUCAUCACAGGUCUGAUCGGACAGUCGUACCAGGGGGGCAAUUGGCUAACUUCACUGUCUCGGUGACCGACUACAAGCCCUCUGGCGAGCCGUACCAGCCUGCCGAGGAAGACGCCUGCUACUCCCAGAACGAAGCCGUGGUGCCAGGCUCUGCGACCAGCAUUCAAUGCAAGUCAACCAUGAAAAGACGGUUCAUCGUUGUAUCACGGGCCGGCGUUGGUGUCAUGUCGCUGUGUGAAGUGCUGGUCUAUUAGAACAGUACCUCUCUUCUGGUCGGCCGGUCCAAAAGGAAGAAUUUUGAUAGUGUUUGCACGGGAAGAGAAUAUGAUAAUGCUUGAGCAGCUGAUACUCCUUGCGUGUUUGAUCAGGUUGCGUGUUCAUGAUUGACCAAGUACAUUGUGAGACAUAGUAUAUAUAUAUCGUUUUCACCACUGGGCGACUCGCAUACGCAGUUUGCUUGGUGGAAGAUUCAAC
Messenger RNA from Lineus longissimus, 2188 nucleotides. RefSeq lists its product as uncharacterized. Bases 205 to 1968 code for a protein of 587 amino acids. The record is from RefSeq and is a predicted model, not a curated record. NCBI's taxonomy places the organism in Eukaryota, Metazoa, Nemertea, Pilidiophora, Heteronemertea, Lineidae. The transcript is spliced from 12 exons.